Trematosphaeria pertusa is the source of this 710-nucleotide messenger RNA. RefSeq lists its product as uncharacterized. The annotation marks the transcript as partial. The transcript has a single exon. The record is from RefSeq and is a predicted model, not a curated record. NCBI's taxonomy places the organism in Eukaryota, Fungi, Ascomycota, Dothideomycetes, Pleosporales, Trematosphaeriaceae.
CCAUUUCAUAUACCCGUUUGUUCAUGCUCGUCAGAGCAAAUCCCUUUCGUAUUCAGCGCUCGGGUUAUGCCCUUCCUCUUUGCUCCUCCUUAUCAUACAGAAGCCGCGGCGGCUUCAAUACCGGCCGCGUAUUGCCCUCGCUCUCCGCUAUAUCAUCCCCUUUGUCAUCACUAGCCCUAUCCCCUUUUAUUUCUCCGUCCGCGAAGACAUCUCCUAUUUCCCCCUUCCUACUGUCCCGUCGCCAACGCCGCAUUCUCUCUACGAUCCUUGUAGAGGGCCGCCGCGCACUUGAGGAGGUAGAAGAUCUCUGGGACGCGCUUUGCGUCGCGGUCAGCGCUUCCGGGCUCGAGGUGUUUCUUCUCGCGCGCGUAGAUCUCGUUGACCGCGCUCCAAGGAGACGUUGUGCUCUCCUUGGUGUAUUCCAUGAAGACGGCGCCAUCCGCUUGCCCGUUGACAGGCAGCCAGUCUUCGCCGCCGCGGUGCUUCCAGACGGACGCCUCCAGGUUGUCCAUCUGCUCGAAGAACUCCUCCGCCUCGUCGCUGUUGUCCCUCAACGCCGGCCGGUACUCGUACAUGAGGAAGAUGAAGGCGAUAUUCGCUGCCACGACGUCACCCGCGGCCAGGUUCAUGCGCGUGCGGAGGAAGUUCUCGCUGUUGGCGGCCUUGGUGUUGAGCUCCGCGGCGGGCUGGAAGUUUGUAAGGAGUGGCAU